Macrobrachium nipponense is the source of this 1577-nucleotide messenger RNA. Its product is annotated as phosphoglycerate kinase-like. Gene Ontology annotation, molecular function: ATP binding; phosphoglycerate kinase activity; ADP binding. Gene Ontology annotation, cellular component: cytosol. The record is from RefSeq and is a predicted model, not a curated record. NCBI's taxonomy places the organism in Eukaryota, Metazoa, Arthropoda, Malacostraca, Decapoda, Palaemonidae. Gene Ontology annotation, biological process: gluconeogenesis; glycolytic process.
GAAACAAAAACAUGAAAUUCACACUGGCUCCUGUGGCUGAAGAACUGAAGAAACUCCUUGGAUGUAAUGUCACAUUCCUCCCAGACUGUGUUGGGCCAGAAGUAGAAGCUGCGUGUGCUGAUCCCGCACCUGGGUCAGUCAUAUUGCUUGAGAAUCUCAGAUUCCAUGUUGAAGAGGAAGGCAAGGGUGUUGAUGCAUCUGGAGCUAAGGUCAAAGCUGACCCUGCCAAGGUUGCCGAGUUCCGUUCCUCAUUGCGCAAACUUGGCGAUGUGUACGUAAACGAUGCUUUUGGAACUGCCCACCGUGCUCACUCAUCAAUGGUAGGUGAAGGAUUCGAUAAGAGAGCCUCAGGAUUCCUUCUGAAGAAAGAAUUAACAUAUUUUGCCAAGGCCCUAGAAAAUCCAGAGAGACCCUUCUUGGCUAUUCUUGGAGGUGCUAAAGUUAAGGACAAGAUUCAGCUCAUUGAGAACAUGUUGGAUCGUGUCAAUGAAAUGAUGAUUGUUGGUGGAAUGGCUUUCACAUUUUUGAAAGUCCUCAAAGGAAUGGAGAUUGGUACAUCCCUUUACGAUGAGGAGGGUGCCAAAAUUGUAGACAAGUUGAUGGCAAAAGCUCAAGAAAAGAAUGUCCAAAUACAUUUCCCAGUUGACUUCGUCACAGCUGACAAAUUCGACGAGAAUGCUAAUACUGGGUCUGCAACGGUUGAAGGUGGAAUCAAAGGAGAUUGGAUGGGCCUUGAUUGUGGACCAGAAUCCAUCAAGAUUUUCAAUGAAGCGGUUUCCCGUGCAAAGACCAUCGUAUGGAAUGGACCAUGCGGCGUGUUUGAAUUCGACAAGUUUGCCAAUGGUACCAAGAGUGUCAUGGACAUGGUUGUCAACGCCACAGCCAAAGGAUGCACGAGCAUCAUUGGAGGCGGAGAUACAGCAACCUGCUGCGCUAAGUGGAACACAGAAGACAAAGUGUCUCACGUAUCUACUGGAGGUGGAGCUUCUUUAGAACUUCUUGAGGGUAAGACGCUUCCAGGAGUAGCUGCACUUUCCAAUGCCUAGACGACCCUUGGGGUGAUGUCACAUGCUACAUACGCUUGUUGACUACUAUGGUGUCUUAGAUUUUCAUCUGCAGUAUUGCUUUGUUCAUGUAUCAUAGAUAUUUCAUGACCAAUUGUGUUAAGUUUUGUAUCAUUGUAUUUGUUGUAAAAGAUUUUUUUCUAUUUAUUCUAGUAGCUGAAAUAUUGUAAAGUUCAGUGCAUAGCUACUGUGUUAGCCGAGAAGAAAAGUGGAAAUUAUCCAAUAGUUAGAAAAUGAUUGUUCUAGUCAUAAAAUUUUCAAAACCUUGACUUUGGUACGUACUGAUGAUAUGCAUAGAAUUUAUGAAUUUCAAGAACCAUAAUGGUAAAAUGUUCUCACUGAAACUAUUAGCAUAUUGACAGAUUUAAAGGUUCUUAUUUUUGUCAUUGAAGAGAAAAAAUGGUGUUGACUUCAGGAAGCUGCUGUAUAUGUUGUCUGUUGUUUUAUUUAGUCUGUGAUGUUUUGAUGAGAUGGUUGUCAGGUGUAUCUGUAAAAGAAUAAAAUUUUAUUUAC